Molecule: messenger RNA, 2064 nt
Organism: Penicillium daleae
Lineage: Eukaryota; Fungi; Ascomycota; Eurotiomycetes; Eurotiales; Aspergillaceae
Product: fungal specific transcription factor domain-containing protein
Exons: 5
Coding region: 1-2064 (687 amino acids)
Biological process (GO): DNA-templated transcription
Molecular function (GO): DNA binding; zinc ion binding
Source: RefSeq, a predicted model, not a curated record
AUGACAUUCCUGUGGAUCUCCACCCUGACAUCACAUGAUAUCUCUGCGGCCUCCGAAUCCUCCGAAGAUUUCCACAGCCUCCGAUACCGCGCGGAUGUUAACUCCAUUCCCAUCCAGGUCCAAUGCUCACUUCCUAACCCAGAUGGCCCUUGUGAGUGGUGCAGUGAGCGUGGUCUCGAAUGCACAUUUCGGAGGGAGAACCCGCGGAAGAAACGGCGUAACAGCUUCACUCUUCCGGGUCCUAGUGAUGUACAGAACUUGUUCCAACGUAUUCAGGAGCUAGAAGGUGCCUUGUCGCGGGUUGGUCCUACAUCAGAGUCACCGCGUGUUGCUUCAGAUUACCCAGAAGAAUCGACUACUCCGGUCCAUACGAGAAUCAGCUUCCCCCAUGCCUCAACCGUAGCAAGUGGUAGGGAAGGCCCCGUCUUUUCUGCCAGCUCUCUAUCUCCCGCUACCUUUGCCCAAACGCCCACUGGCUCCUAUGGCCUUGCUGCAAAAGAGGAUCCUGCCAGCAAUCAUAGAUCUGCCACGCAAUGGGGGCCCAAUUGGUACUUCAAUGGCAUUGCCAUGUCCUCUGAACCAGGCCGCGAAUGGAUCUCCAAAAGAACCGGCCAGCCGGUGUCAUGGGCUGAUUUCAGUAUUCCUAUUAUGCAGUUCUCUGAAGCUUCUGCCCUUCGCCCAUCUCUUUCAGAAGCUAUAUGCGAAUUGCCUGAUAUAGAGGCGACUCGGGAAGUUAUAACCGCGUUUUUCAAGUCCUCAUUCCGACUCGCUUUCCCUGUGUUGGAUGAGACACUGUUUGUAAAAACGAUUGAAACUGCAUAUGAGCCUGUAGAGGGGACAUUAUGCUCCCUCAGGCAAGUCUCGGCCAGGGCAUGUGUUUUGAGCAUGUUAGCUAUUGCACCUCGUCUAGCCAUGUCGAGGCAGAUCUCGUUUCCCAUGGAUGCCGACUUGUGUGCAGCCCAGGCAUAUUGUCUUUUAUUACACGUUGCCGAGGAUGUCAGCUUGCCGACGCUACAGGCGGCAAUCAUAUUGCAAAUACAACGUACAUUUUGUACCGACUGGCAAGGCGCGACCUUUUUUCAAUCCAUUGCGUGUCGCAUAGUCUGCGCUUUAAAAGGUCACAUGUGUCAACCAUCAAGUUCCUCCAGCCUUGAGAAUACCAGUUCAGAACGGGAAGCUCGCCAUAUUCGAACGCUAUUUUGGCUAUGCUACAUGCUCGACAAAGAUAUCUCGCUCUUCACAGGCAACCCUCCUCUUCUCUCCGAAAUCUACUGUGACCUGAUUUUGCCUGACAAUUAUUACGACCACUAUGCCUACUUACCAGCCUUGAAUUUGUCAUUGGCAAACAACGAGGAAAGUCAAGCGAAUAUCAAACCCCAUCUCCCGGGAGACCCUCAUUUAUGCCAUCUAAAGGAAAAGGUCUACCGACAACUCCUAUCCGCUCGAGCAAUGCGAGAAAAUGACAAUCAACUCCUCCUAAAUAUUCGGCAACUAGACGACGAGAUAGAGCACUGGCGACUCUCCAUCCCCGUCAAUUUCCGCCCUGCACUCUUUGUCUCGAAAAAUACUCUACCAAAUGCGACCGAUGAAGGCAUCCCGUUCAUUAUCCGACGCAUGUCUCUACAGUUAGACUACCAUCACCUGAUGACCGUGAUCCAUACAACGGUGAGAAAAUGCACGGUUGAAACCAGUGACGAAAUGCCAGACCUGCAUAGCGUGGUUCAUUCGAGUUUUGAUAUUUCGUUGGUGGCUAGUCGCUCAACGCUGUGGUGUUUGAGAAACCUUGUCAGUUUGAUUGCAGAGGACGCAUUCAGGUUCGUCACGUUUUAUUCGACUGCGGCCACUAUGACACUCUUCCUCAAUAUCGUGAUUCACCCCCUCGAUGCACAAUCGCGGAUUGACCUGGAGCUUCUCAUAUCGGCUGCCAAUACGAUACGCAAUAUGCCUGUGCGAGCUUUGACGAAAAUCGAGGUUUCUCAUGUUCGCCAGCUUAGCAAGUUCGUGAUGAGGCUGGUGUGGCUUGGAACAUGUGCAGUGACAAAAGCAGAAAGAGAGAAUGACUAA